AUGAAUAUAUUGCGUAUGGAUAUAUUAUCAAGGGGUGGGACCCAGGAGAUAGAGCAUAGGGAAGGUUUUUUUAACACAUCAUUUCAAUAUGUGUUAUCAGCAUGUUUAGCAUCAUUUAUUUUUGGAUAUCAAGUUAGUGUUUUAAACACAAUUAAAAGUUAUAUAGUUGUAGAGUUUGAAUGGUGUGCAGGGCAAAAGGCCACAUCAUGCGAAGAUAGUGUACUUAAAAGCUCAUUUUUAUUAGCCUCAAUAUUUAUUGGAGCUGUUAUAGGUAGUGGAUUUUCAGGAUGCUUAGUUAAGUAUGGAAGACGAUUUUCAUUAUUGGUUAUAUAUGUUUUUUUCAUUUUUAUAAGUAUAUUAACAUCUAUUAGCCACCACUUCCAUACAAUAUUAUAUGCUCGUUUACUAAGUGGUUUUGGUAUUGGGUUAAUAACAGUCAGUGUACCCAUGUACAUAUCUGAAAUGACCCACAAGGAUAAAAAGGGAGCAUAUGGUGUAUUGCAUCAAUUAUUUAUAACAUUUGGAAUAUUUAUUGCAGUUUUAAUGGGAUUAUUUUUGGGAGACGGGCCUAAAACAAGUGGCAAAACAAUCACAUUAACAGAUUUUGAACUGUUUUGGUGGAGAUUUAUGUUUUUUUUCCCCACUAUAAUAUCUAUUGCUGGAAUAAUUUUAUUGGUCUUUUUUUACAAAGAGGAAACACCAUACUUUUUAUAUGAAAAUGGUGAUAUUGAAGGAUCCAGAAAUAUAUUGAAAAAAAUAUAUGGCCCAUCUGAUGUUGAUGAUGGACUUAGAGCUAUUAAAGAUGCCAUAGAUCAAAACAAAGCAGCUAAAGAAAGUUCAUUAUCAUUAUUAAAUGCCUUAAAAAUCCCAGCAUAUAGAAAUGUUAUAAUAUUAGGAUGUGUAUUAUCAGGCUUUCAACAAUUUACUGGUAUAAAUGUGUUAGUAGCAAAUUCAAAUGAAUUAUAUAAAGAAUUUUUAGAUGCAAAAUUUAUAACAAUAUUAAGUGUCAUAAUGACAGCAGUUAACUUUUUGAUGACAUUCCCAGCUAUAUAUAUUAUAGAAAAGCUUGGAAGAAAAACAUUAUUAUUAGGAGGAUGUGUUGGUGUUAUUUGUGCCUUUUUACCAACUGCUAUAGCUAGACAAAUAUGGGGAGCAACAAGAGCUGUAAAUGUAUUAUCCAUUGUUGGAACUUUUGUUAUGAUUAUAUCAUUUGCUGUAUCAUAUGGUCCAGUAUUGUGGAUAUAUUUACAUGAAAUGUUUCCUUCUGAAAUAAAAGAUAGUGCAGCUAGUUUAGCUUCAUUGAUAAAUUGGUUGUGUGCAAUUAUUGUGGUGUUCCCAUCAGAUAUUAUUAUUAAGCAAUCUCCCGCAAUACUAUUUAUGUUCUUUUCAGUAAUGUGUAUUAUCGCAUUCUUAUUUAUACUUAUCUUCAUUAAAGAAACCAAGGGUGGUGAAAUUGGAACAAGCCCAUAUAUUUCCCUUGAAGAUAGACAACGAUAUAUAAGCAGAUCAAGAGUAUAA
Molecule: messenger RNA, 1518 nt
Organism: Plasmodium vinckei vinckei
Lineage: Eukaryota; Apicomplexa; Aconoidasida; Haemosporida; Plasmodiidae
Product: hexose transporter, putative
Exons: 1
Coding region: 1-1518 (505 amino acids)
Biological process (GO): transmembrane transport
Cellular component (GO): membrane
Molecular function (GO): myo-inositol:proton symporter activity
Source: RefSeq, a predicted model, not a curated record